This is a messenger RNA of Selaginella moellendorffii, 1712 nucleotides long. Its product is annotated as transport and Golgi organization protein 6 homolog. Gene Ontology annotation, biological process: protein secretion. The transcript is spliced from 4 exons. The coding region runs from base 6 to 1490 and encodes 494 amino acids. Lineage: Eukaryota; Viridiplantae; Streptophyta; Lycopodiopsida; Selaginellales; Selaginellaceae. The record is from RefSeq and is a predicted model, not a curated record.
CUUCCAUGGCGGGCGAUGGGCGCCAGUGGCAGCGCCUUCCAAUCUCUUCGUCGGGCGAGUGUGUCGAUCCGAGGCAAGCUCUAGAUUUUGUUCGUAGGCUGCGGCAUUCCAGUCUUGGGGGUGGGGAUCGUCAAGCAGUGAUGGCCGUGAUGGAAAUUCUAGUCCGGCGGUGCGUGUACCCGCAUUUGAGUCCUGGCGUUGGGAUUCCUCUCCGGAAGAGGUUUAGAAAUCCUUCCGCGAUCGCUGGCGCCGCGGCAGCAGCGUCCGAGAUCGAUCCGCACAGGGAAGAUGAGAUCAAAGAACUUGAAAAAGGUUUCGAUGCAUUGGACAAAUCCGUGGAGCUUCUUUGGGAGCUUGUGGUGGAUUCAGAGGGCGGUGAGCUGCGAGAGAUCGUUCUCUCGCACCAUCUUCCAGAUUUGUGGGCAGGGAUUUUCCAGAUAAGUCACAACAGUGACGACGAAGCUGCGACGUCUGGAAAGAUCCAUUCUCUCGUCGAGGCUUUACCAGUGGCUCAUGCAGUCGAGGCUCUGAUGAUAUUGCUGGCCAAAGAGAACUCUCCACCGCCAUGGCUGGAGGCUCACGCAGGAAAAAUUCUGUCCAGGCUUGUCAUGCGUCAAGGUGGCGUAGCGGCGGUGCUGGAAAGGCUGGUCGGCAAUGCAGCACAGGGUGACGUCUCCGUCCAGAAGAGAGUAGCCACUCAUCUCGCAAAGUGCCCAAAGUUCGUCGGCAAUCCCGACAAGUACUACAGCAGCGUUUGCUCGCAAGUCCUCGAGAUCAUCUCCCUGCCAACAACGAACUCCAGUGAUGCUGGCGAGUCGGCCGCUCGAGCAGUCAGCAACAUGUAUCACACGUCCAUUGCGAUGGUGUGUGCCAUUGCUCGACGCAAGCCGGGGGCUGUGGAGGACUUCGUGGUGGAUCCUUUGGUGGAACCAUUGCUUCAGCUGGACUCUAAGCUGGAAGGGCAGGCAGUCCAGAGUUUGUUCAAGCUAAGCGCCAUCGCCACGGCAGGAGACAGGGGUGUUCGCGAGAUGAUCGUUCGCAAAACCAAAGCGGUCACUCCUCGCCUGCUGUUGCUCCAUCGGUUGGUGCUGGGUGAUGGCAAACCGAAUCCUUCUGCGGCUUUAAGCGAUCGGGACCGGCUGAGAGCCGCGGUUGGAGACUUGGUUCUGGUACACUUGACGCAACCUCCCGGCCACUGUUUGGCCGUUUGCUGGAGCUACAUCGUGGAGUUUUCGGUGAGGAGUUGCUGCUGGCAGUGGUCUGAUGCGGGCAUUGAUCUCUCGACCAGCGUUUCGAAGAGCCCCGGGCGCGGUUCCAGGCAUCUGUUGGAGCUGGUGAUGGAAGCUGAAAAUCCGGCACUGGCCGAUGGUCUGGUGGAGCGGGCAUCGAGUAAAAUCGCCGAGUUGGAAGGCGAUUUGGAGCACGAAGAUAACCAAAUGCUGGUGGAAGUUUGCAGAGAUGUGGUCCAAAGUUUCAAGCUUUGUUCCUAACGUGCAGAAAGCUCUUCGAUUAAAUACGAGGAUCAUUUCAACUCUAAAUGCUGGUGGUCCAAUGUUUCAAGCUUUGUUCCUAGCCUGGUAUGAUUUUUGUUCUCUUAUACUAGUUGUCCAAAUGUAAGAGAGGCCAUCAAAGGUGCGUAUUGGAUGAUCCAGCAUUGACAAAAACAAAUAGGUGAUGAAAGUGCCUUUUAAAUACAAGGAUCAUUUUCAAAA